AUGGAAAUGAGUAAGAUUCUAAUAAUUUAUGCCGAAAAAUAAGUGCUGAAUGCAUCAGACGGAGAUUUUGACAUAUUAAAAAAGAAGUCUUAACUAAAAUUUAAAUUUUUAAAAGGUUCACUCCUUGCGUCAUCAUGAACAUUUUGGCUAUUACCGCCAUGAUUCUAGGCUUUAUUGGCUGGUUUUUUCUUUGUAUAAGUACUUCUACAAGACGUUGGAAAGAAGACAUUGACUCUUACAGAGGAACAACAGUUUAUAUUGGCUUAUGGCAAGCUUGCUUUGAAUCUGAGGGAAAGGAUUAUGUAGGUUACCCUGAAUUCGAUAUAACUUGUGAUAAAGAUUUCCUGCGUCCUCAUUUGGUAGAACCUCCGUCCUGGUUUAACUCUGUCCGUGCACUGAUGUUGCUCUCUUGUAUUGGAACUGGAUUUGGAAUCUUUUUCUUCUUUGUGGCGAUUAUCACUGAUAACAGCAAAAAAACUGGAAGCAAGUACUGGCCUUGUGCAGCCAUCAUAUUUUUUGGAGGUUUGUGUGCAUUGAUUGGCUUGUCGAUCUUUACUGUGCACUCCAAGGCCACCGUACAGUUCGAAUAUGCUGGAAACACAUUUUUUCCUCAAUAUUGGACCGAAGUCGCUGAAGAGGUUGUCGUGGUUGGCAAUAAAUUUAAAAUUGAGUCGUGGUUAAGAUGGUCUUAUGGUAUUGGAUGGGGUGGUGUUGCUUUCACGUUUUUUUCUUUGAUAACUGCAGUCCUGACGGAUUUAACCACAAAAGUUUAUUAACUUUGUACGAUAUGGGAAGUUAAUGCACGGUCUAAAUAGUAAGACAAUUUAUAAACAAUUAACCUUUAUGUAUAAAAUUUCAGUCCAAGUUUGGCUAACUGCAACCAGGCUUAAACCUUAUAUUUGUACAACCUUGGAGAAACAGUAAAUUUUUUUGUCCGUAAAAUUUACGGGAAAAAAACACUUUCAAUUUUGACUUUGUUUGCGGAUUUGAGGUGUUUUCUAAUGUUACUAAUUUUUGCGGCUGUCGAUUUUUGCGCUUGUGUAAAUGUGAAAAAAUUCUGUUUAAAAAAAAAAUGAAAUUGAUGCCCGCGUAAUAUAAAUAUUUUUGACCCACGGUUUAUCUACCUGCGAAAAUUAUUACCAUUUAGGUCAUUGGCUUGGUCCAUCAGUCUUUUUAACAACGCAUAAUGUUUACUAAAACACUUUUCUAUCGUUUCGUAAGCCAUGAACAUUCUUAUCUCAGGGAAUGAGAUGUUUUGAAAACUUGUUGUUUUUUGUAGAUACAUGUAUUGUAACAGUAGUUUAUUUUAUUUUUGAUUUCGAAUCCAACUUUUUACCCAAAUUCGAGUUCUUUCAUGUUUUGAUUAAACCUUUUUGUCUAUGGAAAGUUUGACAUCAGUAUAUUACCACUUAUUACAUAUUUGUGUGUGCAUGGUUUAAAGACAGCUUUAAGACAAAAAGUUACACCUUAUUCUACACGUCUUUUUUAUAAGAAAAAAUGUUUUUUAACUGAGGCUGAGUUUUAAAAAUUGACAGGGAUCUUGCUAAUUUUAGGGGUAUAAGACCUCCAUAAGGAAUACACAGGUUCUUUAAAAAAAGACGUCUAUUAUUUUUAUACAUAUAUACUUGCUUCUUUUAUUGUAUUUAUAAAAGUUAUUUUCGAUGACAGAUCUUACACCACUGUUUUUGAGGCAAAGAAAGAGAAGUCGUGUGGAGUGUGGGUACAAGGUUGUGUAAAAUGUAUUUUAACGAUAGGUGAUAAUCUUUUGUAUGAUUUUUUUGGUUUUAGCUAUGUGAGAUUGAAAGGAUAAUUUUCGCUAAUUUUUCUAGAAUAAAUGUUUCUUUACA
Molecule: messenger RNA, 1847 nt
Organism: Hydractinia symbiolongicarpus
Lineage: Eukaryota; Metazoa; Cnidaria; Hydrozoa; Anthoathecata; Hydractiniidae
Exons: 4
Coding region: 135-776 (213 amino acids)
Cellular component (GO): plasma membrane
Source: RefSeq, a predicted model, not a curated record